Mangifera indica (mango) is the source of this 546-nucleotide messenger RNA. RefSeq names its product LOB domain-containing protein 16-like. NCBI's taxonomy places the organism in Eukaryota, Viridiplantae, Streptophyta, Magnoliopsida, Sapindales, Anacardiaceae. Gene Ontology annotation, biological process: hormone-mediated signaling pathway; positive regulation of DNA-templated transcription. Bases 1 to 546 code for a protein of 181 amino acids. The record is from RefSeq and is a predicted model, not a curated record. The transcript has 2 exons. Gene Ontology annotation, cellular component: nucleus.
AUGCACAUCAGAUUGUAUUUUUGCUCCGAACAAGGCCCUGCACGGUUCGCUGCCAUUCAUAAAGUUUUUGGUGCCAGUUAUGUGUCUAAAUUGUUGUUGCAUGUUCCUGUGGCUGAUCGUUAUGAGGUUGUUUUCACAAUUGCCUAUGAAGCUCAAGCUCCGAUUAGAGAUCCUGCUUAUGGUUGUGUUGCACACAUCUUCGCCUUGCAACAACAGGUGGCAAUUUUGCAAGCUCAAUUGAUGCCACUGAAGGCUCAACUGGGUCAGAAUAUAAUGGAUCCGAGAAACAUGGAGAAUCAAUAUUGGCUGGGAAACACAGGUGGGGUGUCAUCGUUUCCUGCUAAUUAUCCAACUUACAUGAAUUCAAUAUCGCCACAAAGCUCAUUCGAAUCAGCAGAUGGCAACAACGAUGGGAUGAAUAUGCAAGAAGUAGAGAGCUGCAGAGAAGAAUUUUCAUUUCAAGCUUUUCCAAAUAAGAAGAGGCCGUGUAAUAGUACUGAUUUGGGUGAGCUUCAAGCACUUGCCCUUAGAAUGAAGAGAAAUUAA